UCCCAUACCAGUUCACAGUUUAUAGUCCCUCCAAAAACUGUAAUGCCACAAGGCAAAACAGGCUAAGAGUCACAAACAGAACAAAAUGGAGUGGGCUGGUAAGGCUUAGUUUGUGGGUUGGCUAUGUCAUCACAUGUUGGGACUCCCCUUGGUGGGCGGGGAAAUCAAACCACUGUUUUUCUAAUUCUUUUAUUUUUCAUGCCUCAAGUUGGGAUAAAUAAGGUUAGGUAGUAAAAAACUAUCUCCCAUUCCUACUUUCUAUUCCAAACCCAAAGAAAGGAUUAUUGCCUGGAAACAAAGAAUAUGAGAGAGAGAGCACAAGCGCGCAGAAAUUCUCUAUAAUUGUGUUCUCUUUGAAUAUGGAGAUGAUACCUCCAGAGGGCAGCACCGAGGCAGAGAACUAGACUAAGAUCCCUCAGUCUGUUUCCUCUGGGGUUUCCCAGUUUCCAAACAUCGCUCCUCCUAUUCCUUCCAACUUUAUUUUUAGCUGGCAGUGGGAGGGGGCAGGAUGGGAAGGAAACUAAAGGAAACAGAAAGGAGAGGAACACAGGCACAGAGGACUUCUCACUCGGACAUGAAACAACCUGGCAUGGAGCUGCCCCUCAUCCCUCACCUGUUCUUGACCCUGAUGUUCCUGACAGGUCUCUGCUCCCCCUUUAACCUGGAUGUGCAUCACCCACGCCUAUUCCCAGGGCCAUCCGAGGCUGAAUUUGGAUACAGUGUCUUACAACAUGUUGGGGGUGGACAGCGAUGGAUGCUGGUGGGUGCUCCCUGGGAUGGGCCUUCAGGUGACCGAAGGGGAGAUGUUUACCACUGCCCUGUAGAGGGCUCCCACAAUGCCCCAUGUGCCAAGGGCCACUUGGGUGACUAUCGACUGGGAAAUUCAUCUCAUCCUGCUGUGAAUAUGCACUUGGGGAUGUCUCUAUUAGAGACAGAUGGUGAUGGAGGAUUUAUGGCCUGUGCCCCUCUCUGGUCUCGUGCUUGCGGUUCCUCUGUCUUCAGUUCUGGGAUAUGUGCUCAUGUAGAUGCUUCAUUCCAGCCCCAGGGAAGCCUGGCACCCACUGCACAACGCUGCCCUACAUACAUGGAUGUUGUCAUUGUCUUGGAUGGCUCCAACAGCAUCUACCCCUGGUCUGAAGUUCAGACUUUCCUACAAAGACUGGUAGGAAGACUGUUUAUUGACCCAGAGCAGGUACAGGUGGGCCUGAUACAGUAUGGUGAGAGCCCUGUACAUGAGUGGUCCCUGGGAGAUUUCCAAACCAAGGAAGAAGUGGUGAGAGCAGCAAGAAACCUGAGUCGGCGGGAGGGCCGAGAAACAAGAACGUCUCAAGCAGUAAUGGUGGCCUGCACAGAAGGAUUCAGUCAGUUCCAUGGGGGCCGACCUGAGGCUGCCAGGCUACUGGUGGUUGUCACUGAUGGAGAAUCACAUGAUGGAGAGGAGCUUCCUGCAGCACUGAAAGUCUGUGAGGCUAGAAGAGUGACACGCUAUGGGAUUGCGGUCCUUGGUCACUACCUCCGGCGGCAGCGAGAUCCUAGCUCUUUCCUACGGGAAAUCCGAGCUAUUGCCAGUGAUCCGGAUGAAAGAUUCUUUUUCAAUGUCACAGAUGAAGCUGCGCUGACUGACAUUGUGGACGCAUUAGGAGACCGGAUUUUUGGCCUUGAGGGGUCUCAUGAAGAAAAUGAAAGCUCCUUUGGUCUGGAAAUGUCUCAGAUUGGUUUCUCUACCCAUCGGCUAAAGGAUGGGAUUCUCUUUGGGAUGGUGGGGGCCUAUGACUGGGCAGGCUCGGUGUUAUUAUGGCUUGAAGAAGGUUACCGCCUUUUCCCCCCACGGACGGCCCUAGAAGAUGAGUUCCCCUCUGCAUUGCAGAACCAUGCAGCCUACCUGGGUUACUCUGUUUCCUCCAUGCUUUUGCGGGGUGGACAACGCCUCUUUCUCUCAGGGGCCCCUCGGUUUAGACAUCGAGGAAAGGUCAUCGCCUUCCAGCUUAAGAAAGAUGGGGCCAUGAAGGUCGCCCAGAGCCUCCAGGGGGAGCAGAUUGGCUCAUACUUUGGCAGUGAACUCUGCCCAUUGGAUAUGGAUGGGGAUGGAACAACUGAUGUCUUACUUGUGGCUGCUCCCAUGUUUCUGGGACCCCAGAACAAGGAGACAGGACGUGUUUAUGUUUAUCUGGUGGGCCAGCAGUCCUUGCUAACACUCCAGGGAAUGCUUCAGCCAGAACCCUCCCAGGAUGCUCGAUUUGGCUUUGCCAUGGGUGCCCUUCCUGAUCUGAACCAAGAUGGUUUUGCUGAUGUGGCUGUAGGGGCACCCCUGGAGGAUGGGCACCAUGGAGCACUGUAUCUAUAUCAUGGGACCCAGAGUGGAGUCAGGCCCUAUCCUGCUCAGCGGAUUGCUGCUAUCUCCAUGCCACAGGCCCUCAGCUACUUUGGUCGAAGUGUGGAUGGCCGGUUAGAUCUGGAUGGAGAUGACCUGAUAGAUGUGGCUGUGGGUGCCCAAGGGGCAGCUGUCCUGCUCAGCUCCCAGCCCAUUGUUCACCUGGCUCCUUCAUUGGCUGUGACUCCUCCAGCCAUCAGUGUGGUUCAGAGAGACUGCAUACGUAGAGGCCAGAAGGCAGCCUGCCUCUCUGCAGCCCUUUGCUUCCAAGUGACCUCCCGUACUUCUGGCCACUGGGAUCACCGAUUCUAUAUACAGUUCACAGCACUACUGGAUGAGUGGACAGCUGGGGCCCGUGCAGCGUUUGAUGGCUCUGGCCAGAGGCUGUCCCCUAAGCGACUCCAGCUCAAUGUGGGAAAUGUCACUUGUGAGCAGCUGUACUUCUAUGUGCUGGACACAUCAGAUUACCUCCGGCCAGUAGCCUUGACUGUGACCUUUGCUUUGGACAACACCACAAAGCCAGGGCCUGUGCUGGAUGAGGGUUCACCCACCUCUAUACAAAAGCUGGUCCCCUUCUCAAAGGACUGUGGCCCUGACAAUGAAUGUGUCACAGACCUGGUACUUCAAGCUAACAUGGACAUCAGAGGCUCCAGGAAGGACCCAUUUGUGGUUCAAGGUGGUCAGCAGAAAGUACUGGUGUCAGCAACUCUGGAGAACAAGAAGGAAAAUGCCUACAACACUAGCCUGAGCCUCACCUUCUCUAGAAACCUCCACUUAGCCAGUUUCACUCCUCAGAAGGACAGGCCAAUGAAGGUGGAAUGCACAGCCCCUUCCCCUCAUGCCCGGCUCUGCAAUAUAGGACACCCUGUCUUUCAGACUGGAGCCAAGGUGACCUUUCUGCUAGAAUUUGAAUUUAGCUGCUCCUCCCUCCUGAGCCAGGCUUUUGUGAAGCUGACUGCCACCAGUAAUAGCUUAGAGAGAAAUGGAACCCUUCAAGAUAACACAGCCCAGACCUCAGCCUACAUCCAAUAUGAACCUCACCUCCUCUUUUCUAGUGAGUCCAGUCUGCACCGCUAUGAGGUUCACCCAUAUGGGACUCUGCCAGUGGGUCCUGGCCCCGAAUUCAAAACCACUCUUAGGGUGCAGAACCUUGGCUGCUAUGUGGUCAGUGGCCUCAUCAUUUCAGCCUUCCUUCCAGCUGUGGCCCAUGGGGGCAAUUACUUCCUGUCACUGUCUCAAGUCAUCUUUAACAACGCAAGCUGCACAGUGCAGAACCUGACUGAGCCCCCAGGGCCCCCUGUACAUCCAGAGGAGCUUCAGCACACAAGCAAACUGAAUGGGAGCAAUACUCAGUGUCAGGUCGUGAGGUGCCACCUUGGGCGGCUCGCAAAGGGGACCGAGGUCUCUGUUGGACUACUGAGACUGGUUCACAAUGAAUUUUUCCAGAGGGCCAAAUUCAAGUCUCUGACAGUGGUUAGCACCUUUGAGUUGGGAACUGAGGAGAACAGUGUCCUACUGCUAACUGAAGCUUCCCGAUGGAGUGAGAGCCUCCUGGAAGUGAUUCAGACCCGACCUGUCCUUAUCUCCCUGUGGAUCCUUACUGGCAGUGUCCUGGGAGGGCUGCUGCUGCUUGCUUGUCUUGUCUUCUGCCUUUGGAAGCUUGGCUUCUUUGACCGCAAGAAGAUUCCCAAGGAAGAAAAAAGAGAAGAGAAAUUAGAGCAAUGAAUGCAGAAUAAAGUCUGAGAAAGUCUUCCCUGGAAGCCUGUCCAAAAGACUUGCAAAAAAGUGGAGGGUUGGGGACUCAGAGGGGACAACAAUAAGCCUCUGGACUAUCUCCCCAGACCUGAACCCUGGCUGGACUUUUGAGUCAUGAGGAAGCUGCUGGCAAGAGAUAAGGCCUUACCUCAGGCAAGAAGGGCUAGCACCCAAACUAGGAACACUCUCACUGUUGCUUUACUCCUCAUGAUCCUGGUUCCACAGCCAACACUGAGGCCUUUUUCCCUAUCCUCAGGAAUCAAGAAUUUUUUGUCUAGGUCCCUGACUCCUUUCAGAUUCCCUCCACAUCCCUCCUCACAAUUUGAAAAGGAUGAGGGUUAUCUUCUUCUAUUCCCUGCCUUUCACCUUCCUGCCUGCUCCUCACUCCACUGGAGGGAGUUGAUGCUGGCUUGAAAGAAGUAAAAUCAACAUCUGCUGCUUUCCUCUGGAGUCUGGCCUCUCAGAAAGCCAGUUGGGGAGAGUCAACAGGAAAAGAGGAGGGAGCAGGAAAAGCCACAAGAGACAUUCUGUAUAAUUCCAAGAAACAGAGAGACCUUUACACAAGCAAAUACCGCCCCCCGAAACCUGAGACUUCAUGGCGCACUAGUCCGCCCUCAGGUGCUGGUGAAACAAAGUGCCUCUGGCCUGCUGGGUAUGGGUUUCCCAACUCCCACCAUUCCCCGGGAGCAAAGCAAGGUCCCUGAUUCUCUGGAGCCAGGGGCCUCCAGGUGGCUAGAGCUGGAAUAGCAGAGAAGACUAUACCUCAGCAGUAUUUUCUCCUCUCCUGCCUCAGACACUCUUGAGCUCUCUAUAAACUAGAGAAGGGAAAUGAGUGUUGUUUGAUGGUGGAAAACCCUUUCACCUUUUCAGCUUUGGGAAGCAGCCAUGAAGUCUGAAUGAAUGGGGUCUGCAUUAAGGAGGAAGCUGAAGUGAGUAGCCAGAGAUCUCUGGGGAGCAAGCUUUUCCUUGUCCAGCACUGUUUGAUUAGCACAAAAUGCUCCUAGGAAAAUGUUUCUAGGGCAACUUUAGUCAUACUUUGUAGGGCUUCUCUGUUGGAAUCACUUUUCCAGCCCCUACCUGAUGUUUACCAGAAAUUCUCGGGUUAAUUUCUAUCACUGGAUUACCCUCAAAUCCCUCCCAUUUGUUGGACAUGACCAGUUAAGGGAAUUGGAUUCUCAUCAACAAGUGGGUAACUUAUAUCUCUUUGUAAUCAAGACUUUGAAUACCAAAGUCAGUUAUUGGUAUCUAGAGUGCAGCACCCAUUUAGAGUUGAGAAGAGAGGAGACCUGAUCAGGCAUUUGACUAGCAGACACAGAACCUGUCCUAGAGGGACAGUUCUAGGACAGUUCCUGAGGCCAGCAAUAUUUAUUUUGACAUGUCUCUAGUCUUUGGCAUUGUCUCUGUUUCCCAGCAUGUUGGACAGUAUAUCAGAUGGCCAGAACAAAUAAAGUUCAGUGUCAAAUGACUUCUGGCUCUAUUUGAGUUGCUAGGAUAUGGACUGUUCAGGAAUGGUGAGAGGUGAUUCUUGGUUCCCCUGAAGUAAAACCUUAUACAAUUGAGUUCCUGGAAGGUAAAGUUAUGAAAUAUUUGAGGUGUUUUCUGUGACUAACCCACUGGAGUGGUGCUGUAACCUCCUGUGUAAAAUGUGUAGGUUUUGUAAAUACAUAGGCCUAGAUUGAAACCCCAGGUCUGCCAUUUAUUAGCUGUGUGGCCUUGGGCAAGUCAUGACUACCCAAAGGCUCAGAUAACAUUAGGCUGUAUAUAACUGUAGUUAAGAAUGAAAACAGGGUUGGGUUUAAUCUAAAUUAUACUACUUAAAUCUUCUUUAGCUUUGAACAGAUUUAACUUCUCCAAGUCUUGGCUUUCUUGCCUUUAAACUUGUAAGGAUUGUAAGGACUAAAUUAGAUAAUUCAAGUAAAGUGAGCAUAUGAUACAUCCUCAUAAAUGGUCACUGUUGUAAAAACAUUU
Molecule: messenger RNA, 6094 nt
Organism: Phyllostomus hastatus (greater spear-nosed bat)
Lineage: Eukaryota; Metazoa; Chordata; Mammalia; Chiroptera; Phyllostomidae
Gene: ITGA10
Product: integrin subunit alpha 10
Exons: 30
Coding region: 509-4096 (1195 amino acids)
Biological process (GO): integrin-mediated signaling pathway; cell-matrix adhesion; cell adhesion mediated by integrin
Cellular component (GO): external side of plasma membrane; integrin complex
Molecular function (GO): integrin binding
Source: RefSeq, a predicted model, not a curated record